Molecule: messenger RNA, 3175 nt
Organism: Onychostoma macrolepis
Lineage: Eukaryota; Metazoa; Chordata; Actinopteri; Cypriniformes; Cyprinidae
Gene: smtnl2
Product: smoothelin, like
Exons: 10
Coding region: 256-1749 (497 amino acids)
Biological process (GO): actin cytoskeleton organization
Cellular component (GO): microtubule organizing center; filamentous actin
Molecular function (GO): protein binding
Source: RefSeq, a predicted model, not a curated record
UGCUCCCUCCCCCGGGCUGCAGGAGUAGUAGGAGGUUAACGUGACUGUGAGAGCUGUACUUUAAUACAGCACGGCGGGCCGAACUCACACACUCAGACACAGUCACAGCUGAGAAAUCACACUGAAACAUAAGGUUAGUCCCUCUGGAUUUCUAUGUGGAUCUGGGACUGUAAACUAUUUCAAGAGGGAAAUAUCAGAGAAAGAUUUUAAUUUGGUGUAGGACUGUAAAGGAAGGUACCUGGACUCACAGCGGAGAUGGAUGCAGGCCCGUUGGCAUCUGUGGCCGAGGGCUCUCCGGAAGGGGAGACUGUGUGUGCCGCUUUGGCCCGUUAUGAAACCACAUUGCGGGAUGCGGUGCGUGAGAUCCACGUGGACGUCAGUGCUUUCAAGCUGGGCAUUGAGCGGAGACUAGAAGAGGCCAUUAAUGUGAGCGGACCUCUGGGCCGGGCCGUGGCACAGCUGCAGCAGGAGAACCGGCAGCUCAGGGGUCAGUUAGAGGCCCUGACCCGACAGGUGGAGAUGCUGACGGGGUCGGUGUGCGACAGAAGCGCACUUCUCACUGAAGGAUCGGUGCCACCACAGAGCAACAGCAGCACCGUGGGACAUCAGUCUCCACCGUCUGCGGCCCCCAGUGUAGCAGCUCUGACUGGCUCCGCCAGCGGCUCUGCCUCCAGCCCCACUGCCACACGCUUCUCCAGCAGAGCCACCUUCUCUGUCACCAGCAAAACUAAUAGUGUUGAGCGAGAUGAGCCCAUUGAAGUGGAUCCAGCACCAGUUUCCCAAGGCUUGGAGAAUGGACACUUAUCCUCAGCAGAAAACUCCACUAUGCCUUUGAGGAGAAUCUCACCACCCAACGGUCUGUCACAGGAGCACUCGGCCCCCGUUUCAAUGGCGAUGCCACACCUGCCAAUCACAGCAACCACCAAAGUGGCUGACUCAGCAGUUAUGAAAAGUCCCGAGUCACCUGGUAGCCCGAUGCAAGCCACGCCGUCAGCCAUCACAGAUUCACUGACAAACAGUCAGCCAGUCACCAGUAGUAAUCAGCCACAACUAGAGUCUCCUGUUAAUGCAGUACCGUCUGUGAAAACAUGGGCUCCGACUCCUGCCAGGACUAUGGGUUCUCCACGGCUCAGUGAGAAAGCAUCUUCGGCUCCAACCAAGUCAGUGACUUACUCUGGGCUUUUCCCACACAGUACAGACAGGAACGUGGAUAUGUCAGGAGAUUUAUCCUUUGGUAGAGGUAUUGAGCGCAGACGGGAGCUUGUGAGGUCCCAGACUUUACCUCGAAACAUUGGAGCCCAGGCUCGCAGGUCCAUUUUUGAGAGGCUGGACACUGAGAACAACAGUCGACCCAAGCCUGUGGAUUCCAAACCGAAGCUGAAACGCUCUCAGAGUUUUGGAGUAUCCAGUGCUAGCAGUAUCAAGCAGAUUCUACUGGAAUGGUGUCGAUCCAAGACCAUUGGGUACCAGAACAUCGACAUUCAAAACUUCUCAUCCAGCUGGAGUGACGGCAUGGCAUUCUGCGCCCUGGUCCACUCUUUCUUCCCCACAGAGUUUGACUACAACGUCCUGUCCCCUGCCGACCGCAAACAUAACUUUGAGCUGGCAUUCAGCACUGCAGAGAAGAAGGCUGGCUGCGAUAGGCUCAUUGAAGUGGAGGACAUGAUGGUGAUGGGAAGAAAGCCAGACCCCAUGUGUGUCUUUACUUACGUCCAGUCACUAUAUAACCACUUGCGCAAGUUUGAGUGAGAUCUCGGCCUCUUCAGCCCCAGCUGAACACUCUGCACUGUCCUCUGCUGGACAAAAUUGAACUCUGAUAUAGUCACUAUAGUAUGGGGUUGCAAAAUGUCUAUGGGAACCCACACCAUUUCAAGCAUGAUGCUUCUGCGGUUGCAUUUUAGUCAAGAAAAGGUCAUCGACUAUUUAUACAGUCCUUUGAGACACGGCUUUUGUGUAUGGCACGCUCUUUUUAGAAUGGUGGCCUCUGAUUUAUUACUAAACAGCUUGAAGUUAAAGGAAUAGUUCAGCCCAAAAUGAAAAUGUACUCAUCUUUAGGUCAUCCAUGAUGUAGAUGAGUUUGUUUCUUUGUUGGAAAUAGAUUUGGAGAAAUUUACUUCUCCAAAUCACUUGCUCACCAUUGGAUACUCUGCAGUGAAUGGGUGCCGUCAGAAAUUAGAGUUCAAACAGCUGUUAAAAAAAUCACAAUAAGUAAUUCACAUGAAUCCAGGCCAUCAAUUAAAUAAAAAGGUGCAUGUUUGUAAGAAACAAAUCCAUAAUUUUCAAAAUUUCAAAAUUUUGCUUUGUCCAGUGAAAAGGUCAUCUUGUCUGAGUCAGGUAAGAAGAUUAAGCACCCUUUACAAGCAAAAACAGUCCAAAGCAGUUCUAAACCAAUAUGUUGGUGGAUUUUGAUGUGGGAGGACAACAGCUGAUGGAUUUUUUCACUGGAAGGAAGUAUUAUCAUGGAUUAUGCACUUGUAUUUUGGCCAAAAGUGAUGAAGUCAAGUUAAAAUGUUUAUCACAAACAUGCAGCUUUAUGAUGUUAAUAUAGACUGGAGUCAUGUGGAUUAUUGUGAUGUUUUUAUCAGCUGUCUGAUGGCACCCAUUCACUACACAGGAUGCAUUGGUAAGCAAGUGAUAUAAUGCUAAAUUUCUCCAAAUCUUUUCUGAUGAAGAAACAAACUCAAGCGUAAGUACAUUUUUCUUUUUGGGGCGAACUGUUAUUUUAAAUUCAGUGGAUUAUAGAGCCAUUUUAUAGACUGCAAAGAUAGAGACAUAGAAAUCUAUUAGUGGAUUUCAUACUUACUAAUGAAAGAUAGAGCGAAAUAGGAUAUAAGGUACAAUAUAUAUCUUUUGUUCUCAAAUAGAAUGGCACAUUUUUUAUAACUAUUUGUCUUUUUUUUCUUUUCUUUUUUCUAAUUUUCAGUGGCAUAAGAGCAACAUUUCAUAUGCCACCCUGAGCUGCACGUUUCUGGUUGUCUUUUAUACUGUGUUUCUGUAGCUUUGCCAAAGCUCAGAUACACUGGUGCAUGUGCAGGAAGUACAGUACACAACAUACAGAAUGCACUGGAUCUGCGUUAUAACCGGAAAUGCUGUAAACCUGGUUAAACAAAGCUGGACUCUCAAGAGUGAGCAUCACCAGGGAGUGUGACAUAAUAAAUGUUUUUUUUCUUUUGAA